This is a messenger RNA of Westerdykella ornata, 3020 nucleotides long. RefSeq lists its product as uncharacterized. Gene Ontology annotation, molecular function: ubiquitin protein ligase activity. Lineage: Eukaryota; Fungi; Ascomycota; Dothideomycetes; Pleosporales; Sporormiaceae. The coding region runs from base 320 to 2896 and encodes 858 amino acids. The record is from RefSeq and is a predicted model, not a curated record. Gene Ontology annotation, biological process: protein polyubiquitination. The transcript is spliced from 3 exons.
AGAAUGUCAACCUGAACAUUGAUGAACCUCGCCUUUGCAGUUCGCAAUCCCUCUUUGGUACAACUGAUGGAGCCUCCAGUCUGCUGUGGCGAUAGUCCCCCCUGCUCCAUUGCGUAGCUACAUUCAUCCGCUCCGAACAUGAUUGCGGAAAAGGGGAACCGCGAGUUGCCAUGGGUCCCGCCGUGACAAGUCCUACAGCAGACCCUAUACUCCGUACGUCUGAUUCGAACAACCAGCUAUAAUUGAUUCGAAUCGUCGUCCGCUGUUGGAGCAUUUCUACCCGCCUCACUCGUUUGCGGCAGAAAGCAUAGCAAUCGACAUGCCGCCCACGACAACUGGAGACGGCUCCAAUGGCCAAACGCCAGUACAGUGGCAGCGGGUGUUAAAGCACUAUUUAUCACAAAUCUUGUUCGGCUGCAAGAAUCCUAAGUGCACAACACCGACAUGCAGGACCUACAACGAGCGCUCGUCAAUGAAGCCCUUUCGACCUCCGACGGAACUUACUGCUCGUGCAUUGGCUUACUAUCUCACAAGUCUGGAUAGUCCUACUCAAGGCCUCUGUCCGCAUGCCCUUGAACGCCCGUCCGACAACCUGGAGAUCGACGUGCAACAACGCCGUGGACGAAAAGAUCCGAAGUCUUUGGGUCAGAAUCUCUUCGAUACGGAAGCUAUCUACCGCUCACUCUACGCUGAGGGCCCCAUUGAACAAUCCGCCGAUGGCUCACAGCUUGAUCUAGAUAUGUUCCCUGACUUCGUGCUGGGUUUGCGAAACGGAACCACGAUGAAGGCGCUCUAUGCCGACAGGUCGCCUAGAAUUGUAUUCACGUGUCUCUGGAGUACUUUGGAGCCCUUGUUCAGAUCACCCCCGGUUCCAUCGCAAAACUCAGAUCCAGAUCUACAUUGUGCGGAUCCGGCAUAUCCCAGUGAAAAAGAAGCCGCUCACGUUAUCUUCCUCUGUUUCGGUGCGAUGAGGGCUUGGGCACUACGUGGCCGUAAUGAGCAUCCAACCUCGACAAGGAUAUCAGAAUACCAUUGGGAACGUGAGGCGGCGUCACGCUUGGCCGAUCGGUUGCUUCGUGGGAUUGGCGCGCGCACGUUCUAUGAAUAUAGGCUCUCCAGCAAGCUCAAACAAGGUCAAUUGAUGGAGAUUGUUAUCGAUAAAUUAGUGGAGGCAGACAUGAUUAACAUCAAGCACUCAAGGGAGUGGAUUGAGGAAGAGUGUCUUAUACCCCAUGCCUUUGACCUCCUCUGGGCCAAUGCGAUCAAAGACUGGGAUGGCAAAGGGACAGUUCAGAGAUGGACGAAACUUGGUGUCUUGCUCCAACUGGUCAAAGGGCUGUACACCCAUGUUGACCAGUUGGAGUACGACCAAGAUUGGUUUGAAAUCCCUGAGCUGGAAGCAGGUAUCGAUCCUGUCCAGGAGGCUGCCGACUUUUUGGAACACGAAGAUUCCCUGCAACCGGAUACCGUUCAUCUGUUCGAUUAUCCUUUCGUGUUUGGAGAGAAAACACGCGUCAGAUAUUUUCGACUGCUAAAUGCCACUUUGAUGGACCGCGAUUUUGCGCGUCGAAAGGAGACGAGGGAUCUGAAAGACAGAAUGGAAAGCUUUGGUGCUCGACGGGACGAUUGGGCCACGCGGUCGCUCGAGGUUACCCUCCAGAAGUCUCUGGUGUUGCAUGUCCCACGCCAUAACAUCCUGGAGGCCACUUUCGCCCAGUUGCGAGGAUAUGAGAAGCGCUUGUUUUUGAAGCCACUGAAGACGGCCUUCGUCGGCGAAUUAGCCUUAGAUACCGGUGGUGUGACGCCUGAGUUCUUCAACACAGUGCUGAGGGCAGCUUUUCAGCCUGCUGAGGGCAUGUUCACAAAUGACCCUUUGUACUUCCAACCGGCAUCCCGCCAGCCAGCUUGGAAAUUCGAAUUACUGGGUCUUAUUCUUUCACUUGCCGUCUAUAAUGGCAUACCCCUCCCUUUUACCUUCCCACUGGCAUUUUAUCAUAAUUUACUCAUCGAAAGUUCGUCCAUAUCGCCUUAUCCGGAUGACCCUCGCUUCAUUGAGGACGGCUGGCCUGGUCAGGCUAGAUCGUUUACACAACUGCUCUCCUUUACUCCGAGUCAGGUGGCCUCUGCUGAGCUUCACUACUGCUUCCCAUUCCGCGCCUACGGCGAACAUGUCGAAGUGGACAUGAAGGCAUUCUCUGAAGGCAAACAUUCCUGGCCAGCCCGCGGCAAACUGUGGCCUGCUGACUGCGACUCUGAACGUGCCGAGGGUCAAGAGGGGAUCUGGGGGAAAAUGUGGCCUGAAGGCAAAGCUCUACCACCACUCAGCAGUCCCGCGUGGCGGCAGCCGCUCUCCACAGAAUCGAACGAGGAGAUCCCACUUGUCACGUACGAGAACAGGCGACAGUUUGUGAAAGACUACAUCUUCUGGCUGACUGCCAAAUCCGUAGCGCCGCAACUCUCGGCGUUUCGACGCGGCUUCCGCACUUGCCUCCAUCCCAAGGCUCUCAGAUUGCUUACGCCGAAGAUUCUCAAACAGUAUGUGGAAGGGGAGGAGAACGUUGACGUGGAGAAGCUCAAACGCAUCACGAUAUACAACGAUAAGACGUUCGACAGCGGGCAUCCUACUGUGCAAGACUUUUGGUCCAUUGUCGAAGGAUACGAUAUGGAGGACCGGCGGAGGCUAUUCAAGUUCGUGACGGCAUUUGAACGGGUGCCGAUGACUGGGAUGGAUGCAGUGGUGUUUGAAAUCGCCUACAGUCCGUAUCCGGACAGGCUGCCGAUAAGCAGGACGUGCAUCGGCCGGCUGGAGCUGCCGGCGUACAAGAGCAAGGAGGAGUUGAAGGAGAAGCUGGAUAUGGCGAUUCGGGAGGGGAAUGAGGGGUUUGGGUUUAUUUGAUUGAUGGGGAUUGUUGGGAUGUUUACAACCCGAGGGAAUCAGAAGUGCAUACUGCCAAAUUUGCUGGAUUGUACCGUAGCUGCAGCUAUCGAUUUCGGCUACCCCUGUGCUAUUCGUAACAGAG